Molecule: messenger RNA, 1905 nt
Organism: Clonostachys rhizophaga
Lineage: Eukaryota; Fungi; Ascomycota; Sordariomycetes; Hypocreales; Bionectriaceae
Source: the annotation of a GenBank genome assembly
AUGGCUCCCAAUAAAAGUGCCCCUGGUGGGCGUAGUCCAAGGGCCUGGGAUGCGCUCACUCCUCCUCUGGCCGAAUGGAUUCUCGAUGCCGUGUCGACAAUGGGAUUCAAGCAGAUGACACCCGUCCAAGCGGCAACCAUUCCUCACUUCAUGGGCAACAAAGAUGUCGUUGUGGAGGCUGUCACUGGAAGCGGAAAGACCUUGUCGUUUCUUAUUCCUGCUGUACAAAGAAUCCUGCGCCUGGAGGAACCAACGACACGGCACCAUGUCGCCGCCAUCAUUGUGUCCCCAACCCGAGAGCUCGCCGCUCAAAUCCACUCUGUCCUCUUAUCUUUGCUCGAAUACCAUCCCCCUUCUGCCGAAUUGCUACCAUAUCUCAAGGAGGAGGAGGACAAACGGCCUACGACAUCUGUCCCUGCCAUUGUACCCCAGCUCCUCGUCGGCGGCACCACAACCGUGGCACAGGAUCUCAGCUUCUUUCUGCGACACAGCCCCAAUAUCCUCAUCUCCUCCCCGGGAAGAUUGGUGGAAUUGCUCUCAUCGCCCUACGUUCAUUGCCCACAGUCCAGUUUCCAGAUGCUUGUGCUGGACGAGGCGGACCGACUGCUCGAUCUGGGUUUCAAGCAGGACCUGCAAAAAAUCAUCUCCCACCUGCCCAAACAGCGACGCACCGGUCUAUUUAGCGCAAGCGUGAGCGAAGCUGUCGGCGAGAUUAUCCGAGUUGGCUUGCGCAACCCAGUCAAGAUCGAGGUCAGGGUCAAGAUGAAGGACGGCGGAGUUCUCGAGGAUAGAAAGACGCCAGCCAGUCUACAAAUGGCCUAUUUGGUGAAGCCGGCGAGUCAGAAGCUCCCCGCUCUUGCCCAGAUUCUGGAGGGUCUGCCAAUCCGGCCUCAGAGAACAAUCGUCUUCCUGUCGACCUGCGCCGCCGUUGAUUAUUUCCAGCACGUCCUCCCCGAGCUCCUCCCCGAAGGGUUCGCACUCAUCCCUCUCCACGGGAAGCACCAGCCCAAAGUACGAGAGAAGAAUUUCAACCGCUUCCUCACCGCAGUAUCUCCUACAGUGCUACUCACCACGGACCUGGCCGCUCGUGGUCUGGAUAUCCCCCAGGUCGACCUGGUCGUCCAGAUCGACGCGCCGUCAGACCCAAAAGUCUUCAUCCACCGGAGUGGCAGAGCAGGACGCGCAGGUCGCAAGGGCUUGGCCGUCGUCAUGCUCCACCCCGGCCCCGAGGAGGACUACGUUCGGUUCCUCGAGAUCCGCAAGACGCCAAUCGCACUACUAGAAAAGCCAGAGGUCUCAACUACGCAGGAAGAUGCAGACCAGGCCACGGAGAAGAUCCGGAGCCUGCUGCGCGCCGAUCGCGCGCUCCACGACAAGGCGCAGCGCGCGUUCGUCAGCUGGGUACGCAGCUACGGCGGUCACCAGGCCACGUCCAUCUUCCGGACGAGCGCGCUCGACUGGGCGGACCUGGGCCAGGGGUGGGGUCUCCUCCGGAUGCCCAAGAUGCCGGAGCUCAAGGCGUGGCAGGGCGACAAGUUCCUCGGGGUCGAGGUGGACUGGGACAACUUCGCAUACCUAGAGAAAUCACGGGAGAAGGCCCGGCAGGAGGCCCUCGAGGCGGAGCGCUCGGGCGCGGCCAAGCUCGCCCGGGACGAGGAGGCCAGCAAGCGGAAGCGCAAGAUGAAGGCGAACGAGGCGUGGAGCAACAAGCACGACCAGGAGGACGUGCGGGUGGAGCGGCGGGAGAAGCGGCGCAAGAGGCGCGAGGCCGAGAAGACGGCGGCGAUGACGGACGACGAGAAGGUGAAACAGGCCGAGUUGGAUGACAUGAUCCGCCAGGUCAGGAUGCAGAACGCUGCCAAAACCGCCUCUAAAGACGACGAGUUUGAGGGCUUCGACGAUUAG